Messenger RNA from Plasmopara halstedii, 1167 nucleotides. RefSeq names its product serine protease family. The transcript has 4 exons. Lineage: Eukaryota; Oomycota; Peronosporomycetes; Peronosporales; Peronosporaceae. Gene Ontology annotation, molecular function: lipase activity. The coding region runs from base 1 to 1167 and encodes 388 amino acids. Gene Ontology annotation, cellular component: membrane. The record is from RefSeq and is a predicted model, not a curated record.
AUGAAGAAGAAAAAGAAGAAUCUACUUGGAAGAAGAGAUGUCGCGAGCUUAAUGUAUGCGGUCGCUAGUAAAUCGAGGCAAUACAUUGGACCUAUAAUUCCUUCCUGUCACUUUACUACUGAAACAGUAUAUGACACGACAACAAGAACAAUGUACAUCCUAAGUGCAAACGUUUAUGCAAAGCGUGAGUCAUCACCCCCUGCCCAAGCAUCGUGUCUAGAUGAUCAGCGCUACAUAAAUGAUCAUUUUCUUAACGCGCGUAAUCAGCAACUCUUUUACUGCGCUGCAUUUCCACCCGGAUUAGUGUCUUUACGUGGUGUAAUACUCUUUCUACAUGGUAUUGGGGAGCAUUCAUUGCGCUUUGCACACGUCUAUAAGCAUUUGUGUCUUAAUGGGUAUGGAGUGAUUGCGUAUGACAUGUUGGGCCACGGACAAAGUGCAAGUGAAGAGCCGGGAUUACGUGCUCACGGGUCUGACUUUGAAUAUUUUAUAGAUGACACAAAUACGUUUAUAACGACUGCCAAAGACAUCAUCUAUAGCAAAAUGUUAACGAAUGCAGCUAGUAACCCGCCAUUGAUUAUCAUGGGGAUUUCGUUUGGGGCUUUGGUAGCUUUAAACACAAUUUUAUCAGGAAAACACCAAUUUCAAGGUUGUAUAGUAGCUUCUCCUGCUAUUGCUGUUGAAUAUACUUUUGCUCUUCGAAUGAUGGAAAUUAUCUCGAAACCAUUAGUGUGGAUCUUUCCAACGGCGAGAUUGGUACCUGGAGUUAAUUUUGAAGGCUUGACACGUGAUCCGGAGUUUUAUAAAGAUUACAUGGCCGAUCCACUUAACGUCACGGAAAAUCUUACUACUCUUAUGGCUGUUCAGGUUGGUUUGGGUAUGAAGCGGCUGCAAAGUAGCGAACAAAUUGAAGAUUCAAAUAGCACGUUUUGCAAGGUUCCACUCUUGGUAUUACAAGGAACGGAGGACAAAGUCACGAGUGUCAAAGUUGUAGAGGAAUUUAUGAGUCGUGCUGCUAAUAAGGACAAGGAACUCAAACUCUUUGUGGGACUUUAUCACUGUCUUUGGAACGAACCAGAGAAGCAGCAAGUAUUGGAUUAUGCCACUUGUUGGCUUAAUAAUCGUUUCGAUGCUGUUUUAAAUUCAGAAGGUGCCUCAAAACUUUGA